GCCAUGUUCGUAACUAACAGAACCUCUAGUGCUCCGCGUCAUGCCGGAUGACAACAGCUGCAUGUUUACCGCUUUCGGGGGUGCCAUUGGCCUAGAGAAUCCAUCCAAGACCCUCCGAGACCAGGUAGCCGAUUACAUCCUGAACCAUCCCAAUGAGUACAACAAGGCCAUUCUCGGGGAAGAACCCCUCGUUUAUACGAGUAGGAUGCGCCAAAUGGACACCUGGGGUGGAGCCAUCGAGCUCUCCAUUCUCUCUCACAUAUACAAUAUCGAGAUCAGCUCAAUCGACGUCAAAUCGCUUCGCGUGGACCGCUUUGGUGAGAACAAGCCCAACCGCGUUAUCAUCCUCUACUCGGGCAUACACUACGACAGGAUAGCGUUUUGCAUGGAUCUAAGCUACCCUGUCGAGGUGGAUGUGACGCGGUGGUCGACCGAUGAUGAGGAAGUUCUGGACAAGGCACGCCAGUUAGCCCAGAGGCUUCAAAGCUUGCACUACUACACCGACACAACUGACUUUGUCAUCAAGUGUGAGCUGUGCCACUGGAUUGGACAGGGCACACGGGAGGCGGCCAAGCACGAAAGGGAGACGGGACAUAGACAGUUCGGGGAGCUGCAGAUUACCGACUGAGCUCGUGCCCGGGCCUCGUGUGAAGCAUCAACUACACAUGAAGCAGCGAUCAUUCGCACAUUCUCACAUGUUCUCUGAGUAUCCGAGAAUAGAAGCAGUCUUG
Molecule: messenger RNA, 731 nt
Organism: Thermothelomyces thermophilus ATCC 42464
Lineage: Eukaryota; Fungi; Ascomycota; Sordariomycetes; Sordariales; Chaetomiaceae
Exons: 3
Coding region: 41-628 (195 amino acids)
Biological process (GO): protein deubiquitination; endoplasmic reticulum unfolded protein response
Cellular component (GO): nucleus; cytosol
Molecular function (GO): cysteine-type deubiquitinase activity
Source: RefSeq, a predicted model, not a curated record